GUUCAGGUGUCAGGGUCUGUGUACCUAUAGUUAAGGUAGAGGUUGUCAGGGUCUUUGUAUCUAUAGUUAAGGUAGAGGUUGUCAGGGUCUGUGUACCUAUAGUUAAGGUAAAGGUUGUCAGGGUCUGUGUACCUAUAGUUAAGGUAAAGGUUGUCAGGGUCUGUGUAUCUAUAGUUAAGGUAAAGGUUGUCAGGGUCUAUGUACCUAUGGUUAAGGUAGAGGUUGUCAGGGUCUGUGUACCUAUAGUUAAGGUAAAGGUUGUCAGGGUCUGUGUACCUAUAGUUAAGGUAAAGGUUGUCAGGGUGUGUGUAGCUAUAGUUAAGGUAGAGGUUGUCAGGGUCUGUGUAGCUAUAGUUAAGGUAGAGGUUGUCAGGGUCUGUGUACCUAUAGUUAAGGUAGAGGUUGUCAGGGUCUGUGUACCUAUAGUUAAGGUAGAGGUUGUCAGGGUCUGUGUACCUAUAGUUAAGGUAGAGGUUGUCAGGGUCUGUGUACCUAUAGUUAAGGUAGAGGUUGUCAGGGUCUGUGUACCUAUAGUUAAGGUAGAGGUUGUCAUGGUCUAUGUAGCUGUAGUUAAGGUAGAGGUUGUCAGGGUCUGUGUACCUAUAGUUAAGGUAGAGGUUGUCAGGGUCUGUGUACCUAUAGUUAAGGUAGAGGUUGUCAGGGUCUGUGUACCUAUAGUUAAGGUAGAGGUUGUCAUGGUCUAUGUAGCUGUAGUUAAGGUAGAGGUUGUCAGGGUCUGUGUACCUAUAGUUAAGGUAGAGGUUGUCAGGGUCUGUGUACCUAUAGUUAAGGUAGAGGUUGUCAGGGUCUGUGUACCUAUAGUUAAGGUAGAGGUUGUCAUGGUCUAUGUAGCUGUAGUUAAGGUAGAGGUUGUCAGGGUCUGUGUACCUAUAGUUAAGGUAGAGGUUGUCAGGGUCUGUGUACCUAUAGUUAAGGUAGAGGUUGUCAUGGUCUAUGUAGCUGUAGUUAAGGUAGAGGUUGUCAGGGUCUGUGUACCUAUAGUUAAGGUAGAGGUUGUCAGGGUCUGUGUACCUAUAGUUAAGGUAGAGGUUGUCAGGGUCUGUGUGACAGGGAUUCUUUGUCCUUCAAGACCCGGUGUAGAGGUCUCGGAUGACAGGACGCUUGGCCCUAGUGAUGAAGUCUGUCGUUUGCUCUGUCCUCGGAAGCGCCUUGAGGUUGAGGGCAGGACAGUUGCCACUGCAAAAAUACAGCCAAUCAAGUUGGUUUUGAUGGUUCAGGUGUUGUUACUGUUUUGA
Molecule: messenger RNA, 1256 nt
Organism: Esox lucius (northern pike)
Lineage: Eukaryota; Metazoa; Chordata; Actinopteri; Esociformes; Esocidae
Exons: 2
Coding region: 207-1256 (349 amino acids)
Source: RefSeq, a predicted model, not a curated record